This is a messenger RNA of Numida meleagris (helmeted guineafowl), 1195 nucleotides long. It is a transcript of the gene MED21, whose product is annotated as mediator complex subunit 21. Gene Ontology annotation, biological process: regulation of transcription by RNA polymerase II. The record is from RefSeq and is a predicted model, not a curated record. The coding region runs from base 119 to 553 and encodes 144 amino acids. Gene Ontology annotation, molecular function: transcription coregulator activity. The transcript is spliced from 4 exons. NCBI's taxonomy places the organism in Eukaryota, Metazoa, Chordata, Aves, Galliformes, Numididae. Gene Ontology annotation, cellular component: mediator complex.
CUCCCGGCCGAGAGGGGGCGCGCGUGGCCCAGCCCACCGGAAGGAGGCCCACGCCCCGCCCCGCCUACCGGAAGGAGGCCCACACCCCGCCCCGCCCGGCUCCUGUCAGCCCGGCGCCAUGGCGGACCGGCUCACGCAGCUGCAAGAUGCGGUGAACUCGCUCGCUGACCAGUUCUGUAACGCCAUCGGAGUGCUGCAGCAGUGCGGCCCCCCAGCUUCCUUCAGCAACAUUCAGACGGCAAUCAACAAAGACCAGCCGGCCAAUCCCACAGAAGAAUAUGCCCAGCUGUUUGCAGCACUGAUUGCACGAACUGCGAAAGAUAUUGAUGUUCUAAUAGAUUCCCUGCCUAGUGAAGAAUCAACAGCAGCUUUGCAGGCUGCCAGCCUGUACCGGUUAGAAGAGGAAAAUCACGAAGCGGCUGCCCGUCUGGAAGAGGUAGUUUACCGUGGGGAUAUGCUGCUGGAAAAGAUACAGAGCGCCCUGGCAGAUAUUGCCCAGUCGCAACUGAAGACCAGAAGCGGCACGCACAGCCAGCCCCUUCCGGACUCGUAGCACCAGGGGGCAGCACACCGCUGCAAAACUGAAUUGUGGCAAAAGUCUGGUGUGAAACCCAGCUCUGUGCCUACCGGGAGCUGCAGCAGCCAGCCCGGCUCCCGUGGGGCUUCCAGGUGCUCUCAUCGUCGGUAACAACAGCUUUUAGCAAAGCUCAAAUUACAGCCUUUGUAUGAGAAACACUUACGUGGUAGAAUCAGUGGUUCUGUUCUCGAGUUAUACAUCCUAGUGUAUAAUUCUUUGACUUAAAAUAUUAAUUUCUUAGGGUUUUUUUUCGUUCAUAGAUAUGUCUGACUUCAGUCUUAUUUUUUUCUAUACAGGCCUUGGUGUCUAAAGGAAACAGAAGUAGCUUAAGAGUAUCUAUGGAAUUUACUCAUCUGUCUUCAAUCUUGUGUGUUCUCGGUGUAUUUUUUUUCUUUUGUAAAACUCAAACACAGACACACGGUUUAAUUUGCCAAAGUUCUGUGGACGCAGUGCUAGACAAUGAUGUGAAUACAGUGGUGGCCAUCUGUUCUAAUUAACGGAAAUGGUAAUUAAACAUUUGUAUUACUACUUAGCUUAUCUUUUACGGAGCAAGUAAAAGAGUAAGUAAACUUGCUAUUGGCAUCUCAUUUAAAAAUAAAUAAAUCUGCAAAUACCUGG